This is a messenger RNA of Sparassis crispa, 2841 nucleotides long. RefSeq lists its product as hypothetical. The record is from RefSeq and is a predicted model, not a curated record. Gene Ontology annotation, molecular function: nucleotidyltransferase activity. Gene Ontology annotation, biological process: RNA 3'-end processing. Bases 1 to 2841 code for a protein of 946 amino acids. NCBI's taxonomy places the organism in Eukaryota, Fungi, Basidiomycota, Agaricomycetes, Polyporales, Sparassidaceae. The transcript is spliced from 16 exons.
AUGCGGCGUGUUCGCUGCUUCUCCUCUACCUGUCGAAGCACCACGCAGCAGCUCUACACGCCCUACGUUCGUCCCUUGAACUCAGAACAGAAGAAGGCAAUUCACAAGGAGUGUCUAAAGCUAAACCCCAUCUACCAUCCUCAUUUUAACCGGGACGUCGAGGACGUGCUUCCAUUACUCGAAACGAUUAUGCGUCGGCACUAUGGCAGGGAUAUCGAGAUCAUGGACGUCAGCAUCAGACGUUAUGCAAUGGAUCUUCAUACAGCCCCAAUAGAAAUCGCGCUUGUAGACCCAGGACGAGGGCAAGGCUUCAAGAAUGAGAAAGUAGACGUCUUGCCGGAAGUGUAUGAUCCUGUCGAUGUGGCAAAAACGCUCUCAAAGGCAGGAUUUCAAGGCAUUUUCAGGGGAGAGUCUUUAGUCUGGCAGGACUUCACGAACACCAAGAAGCUGGACCAUAAACGCCCGCCGAUGAAACAUUUAAUCUCAUGGCCCCAGUAUCGGCCCAAACGCAUGAAGGAGCUCGUGUAUCCUGCUACCCUGGAGGUGACAUCGCCGCAACCUUUCAAUAUCACCCUGCCACACCCUACACUCCUCCCAUUGAUGCGCUUGCUCCGUGCAUACUGCAAGGAAUCGACCUCGAUCUUUGAUCUUGUUUCAAUUGUAUGUCACUGGGCACGAUCUUGGCGCUUGGAUGAUUUUACGCCUGUUUGUCUCACUUUGAUGGUCAUCCAUUGUCUCCAAUGCAGGACGCGCCUGCUAAAUCUCCAAAAAUCGAGCACGCCAAAAGUGGAGAAUCCGCCCAUUGUUUUGUCGGAAGAUGGGUCUUUUUCCAUUCCGAGGUCUGGAAUCGAGGAAGAUGGUUAUGCAUGGAUACCUGGCGAAUAUCUUCGUGAGGAUACGACCCCUGAGGCUAGAAGCACAUCAUGGCAGAGAUCGCUCUUCAGGAUAUCUCUCGAAUUCGGCAACGUAGCGCUGCCUCCCUUGAAGAAUAAUUGGGCAGGGGAGAACAAACUGCCUUCCCUCAUGUACAAGUUCUUCAGCUUUUGGGUUUAUGACGGCACCGGGGCUCCGCGUUGCUUGCCUGAUGUACAAUCUGUGCGGGAUGGAAGGCCACUUGAGCGCCCAGAUCCUGUGAUAAGACCCUACGGUUGGGUAGAACCAAAGGCGUUCGAGAAUAACAAAGGUAUUAUAACACCGGAGUAUUCACCUACGAGGUGGUGGUACCAUGCGCUUGUAGUACAAGACCCGUUUGUGUUCACCCAUAAUCACGCGCAGACAGUGACUCAGGCUUCAUUUCGGGAAUUUGAAGCUCGUUGCUGGCACGCCAAGGAGAUUCUGCGCAGGGGUCACCGCUUCGAACAUAUUUUCGGUCCUUACCGUGCUCCUGCAGCAUACACAGAGGGUAAAUUUUACGAUCCACCGGACGUUGGGCCCAGGAGACGCACAGAUCUCCCUGAUCUCGGGAAGCGAAUGCAUCACACGUCGAGUGUUCUUCACUCCGAAAGCAGAUUAGGCCUCAAGCUCGCAGACGUUCCACCAGACGUUAUACGCCAGCGUGAGAAGACGAGGCGUCGCGUCAAUGAACUCAUCAAGUCGAAGUUUGGGAAAGAAUAUUCGGUGGUGCCAUUCGGCAGCACAUGCUACGGCACUGAUUCCGCGAAGAGUGAUCUUGACUUUGUCAUUCUGGAUCCCCAACGACCUGCGGGCCUAUCACCACAUAUUUCAACAAAUAAAUUACCGCGAAUAUAUAAUAUCAGACUACUACAUCGCAUCUUCCACAGUGCUGGUUUCCGGAACGUUAGCAGUAUUCCUACAGCAUCAGUGCCUAUUGUGAAGUUCAUUGAUCCCGAGACUAAUAUUUCUUGUGAUAUUAAUGUCAAUGACCGCCUUGGCAUCACCAACACUGCGCUGAUCCAAUGCUACUGUGAACUUGCGCCGCCUCUUCGACUGGUGCUGUUCGCCAUCAAGCAAUGGGCGAAACAUCUGAGAUUGAACAGUCCUGCCGAUGGGUCGUUCAGCAGCUAUGCAUUUGCAAACAUGACCAUCGGGCUUUUCCAAAGGUGGGGACUACUUCCGAACCUGCAGGACAGUUUCCGUGACACCACUGUCCGAAGUUCGAGAGAUGGCGUCUGGUUCCGUUCGAAGAUUCAAACGGUGUGCUGCGACGUGCGAUACUCCCUUGCUGAGGAUUGGAUGCCGGGCAGCUCUAUUACUGCUGACCAGGCACUUCAAGACUGGUUCCAUUACUGGGGGCACGAACAUGAUUACCAAAAUCAUGUAUUGAGCAUUCGGGAUGGUGGAUUAGCGGCUAGACGGAACCCUGACCCACCUGUCCUUGGCCCAACUGAUCCUGUGCUUUCUCUAUCAGAUGGGGAUGAGCCUGACAACUCGGUGGUAUCUAAUGCACUACCUCCAUUCGCAGACGAAUUCAAGUCUUGGACAGGGCCGUUGUGCAUCGCCGACCCUUUCAUCAUCACGAAGAAUCUCGCGUCAAACGUUUCUUGGAACAACUUGUUAUUGUUCCAAGCCGAGUGUCGGCGAGCGGCUGCCAUGAUCAGUAAAGGUUGCACAUUCGAGGAGCUUGUGGGUAAACGCAAACCUCAAGACAAGCCGCCAAAACAUCUAUCAAAACCGACCCCCACUACGCGAAUUUCUGAUACAUCAUCGUCAUCGACAGGAGGAUCACCAGAGAGCGACCCCAUAUUAGCCACUCUCAGCCAGUCGAUACAGCGCAACAUUAAUUUGAAGAGCUCCCGACGGAGGCCCGCACAGAAACCGGGGCCUGCGGGCACAGAUCGUGCACUUCCACCGUCAACCGGGGCUACAUUGAAGUCAGGCUGA